GCUUGGGAGGUAAAGUUGUGGAACUUUCGGGGCCCUACUCUUGUGGGUCAGGGGCCUGCUUCUGGGUCCCGAUCACCACCUUCCACUGUCAGGAUUUCCUCGUUACCACAUGCAGUUAGCAACUUCCUUUCUCUUUUUGCCAGGGAGGUAAGAGCAGAGGGAGGCCCUGAGAAGGCCUGGGUUCCUUCAUCUCGUGGGGGACUGUGUCGUGGGAACUACUCGCGCCCAUCGCCAUCUGACACUUAGCUCCUCUUGGUGACUGGGGACUUUGACCCUCAUGUUAGCCUUGGCUCCUUCUCGCUGCGUCAGAAAGCGGGGACUAGCGGAGGGCCUGAGGUCUGGACUGAGAUCUGGAUGCCUGGUCAGCCUAUCUCCCCAGCUCCAUUCUUCACAGUGCUGGGUGACCUUGGGGAAGUCCUAGCCCUCUCUGGGACUGUGUUUCUCUGCUUGUGCCCUAGAGGAAAGGAGGCUCCCCCUUCCCUUUCUAGGAGUGGGGGUAGGAUUCCAGCUGGUGAUAGGAUUUGACCUGGCUGCCUGACCCGAGGCUGGGGUGACCUCUGAAACCUGUGAUUUCUGAGGAUGAGGCAGGGUUUCAACACCCCCUCAUCCCCCCCUGCCCCAGUGAUGGGGGCAGUCUAUCCAGUUUUGGGAUGGGAGAUUAUCCUAGAAACUGACAUAGGUCUAGAACAUGGGUUUUUAACUUCUGUGUAAGAGUCUGAGGGAAGGCCCAGGCCUGCCCCCCACGACAUUCACUGCCUGCUGAGCGGCUCUGCUCCAGAAGCCCUGUUACUCCUUCUCUAUCAUCAGCGGUGGGUUUGUGCCAGCAUUAGGUUGAGCAUUUGUUGAUUCCUCCCAGCAACUCCAGGCGGCAGGCUGUUAAUGCCCCCAGUCCGCAUGUAAGUAAGUUGAAACUACCCAAGGUUACCCCAACGCUUGACACCACCUCAGUCGAGACCACCACCUGUUUAAAAUGGGGGUGGGGGAAGAGGAUCUGGGAGAGGAUCCCCUACUCCUCCAAACAGGAGCUCAGGAUUAAUUCCGUAAACCUGUUCGUUGCUUGUCUUUCUUAGCUGGGGGCCAGGAGAAGGGGGAGGGACAGGGGAUGGGAUCUGAGGGAAAGGGGGUACGCUGAGUGCCUGGACCCCUUGGGCUGUCCCCAACUCUGCAGUCACCUUACCCUCUCUGGGCCAACCUGCAGGGGUUCAUUCCUGCUCUUGAGCCCACUGGCCAAGACUUGUGGGAAUCAGCCCAAAUCUUAUUGGCUGUCAUCGGUAUUCUUAGCUUUAUUGUUAUUGUCGUUAACAGUUGAACUGUUAUUUCAAGGUAUAAAAUAUACCUUGAAAUAUAAAAAUGGUGGUCUUCGGACUUCCCUGGCAGUACAGUGGUUAAGACUGCGCGCUUCCACGGCAGAAUGCACGGGUUUGAUCCCUGGUCAGGGAACUAAGAUCCUGCAUGUUGGUGGCGCGGCCAAAAAAAAAAAAAAAAAGACAUGGUGGUCUCACCAAAGUUGGCUUCUUAUUCUUGAGCCAUGGUUGUUUAUCUCCCUGGAGGCUGGGGUGGGGUGACAGAUAACCUCCCGUUUGCUGUGUUCCUCUACCUGCAUUCCUCCCCCACCGUCUGGGAGCAGCCAGGAUGAAAUGAAACCAGGUUGUCAGUGCUCUUUCAUUCAGUCUGGCAAAAUCGUGAGUAUUGGUUUUCAAUAGACGAAAAUCCCUCCCCUGGCGGGGUUUACAUUCUACUGAGGAGACAAACAAGUAGCAAGAUAAAGUAAAAUAUAUAGUAUGUUAGAUGUGGACAAGAGCUCUGCAGAUAAAGUAAGCACAGUUAGGGGAAAGGGAGUGCUUUGGGGGAGUAGAUGUAAUUUUAAGUAAGAUGGUCAGAGAAGGUGCUGGAGCCAGCCUCUCAGAUACCUGGGGAAAGAACUUUCCAAGCAGGGCUUACGCACAUAUUUGCUAUUAAUCAGGUUAAAUUCCGUAAUGAUAGCCUCCAUGUGGCACAGAACUAGUGCUAAAGAGGGAGGGAGGGAGGAGCUUGUUCCUGCAGGCAUGUGUAACACAGCCAGACGUGUUCAGAGAGCUCCCAGUGGGUGGGUGUGCAGGAGGGCCAGGGGGAGUGGGAAUGGGGGAUAGGGCUGGUCAUGGUGUCUGGGCCCCAGGGAGCCACUGAAGGAGGCUUCCAGCAAGGUUUUAGGUGUUCAGAUGUGUGGGAUAGAAACUUGCAGCAGUUGGGAGUGACGGGGUGGGCGCGGGGGUUGCUGGAGUCCUGGCCGUGGUGGGGAUGGGUUGGAAGGGUGGUCAGAAGGCGUGAGCUUACAGACCUGGGGGUGAGCAAAUGUGGCAGGAGGUGUGGUGAGGGGAGGAAGGAGAGCUGAGGCCACGAGGUGGCGCUGGGGCUGCAGCCACCGACCCGGGGAACAUGUGGAGGGAGGUGGAGAGCAGGUGUGGGGGAAGAUGCGGAUCCUCUGGGACCUGCUAGCAGUGAGGUACCUGGGCAGCACCUGGUGGAAACCCCAGCCCCCAGCUUAUGACCCAGACCUCCGCCUCUUUCCUUCCACAGGCUGCAGCCACAUGUGGUCUCUUCUUAUGCGGAAAGUGAGGCCCAGCAAGGACUGUGACUUGGCACGAGUGCAUGAGGCCAGUAGUGAGCUGAGCCUGAAACCCAGCACCUGCCCUAAAGGGUUCAACUGCUGUGGUAACAGCUGCUGCCAAGAGUACCAGCCAGAGCAGUUCCAGCUCUUCUCUGGCCCCUUGAGGAUCUUUGUCGUCGUCUUUCUGAUCAUCAUGCCCCUCUUGUGCCUCUGUGGCCUGGCUAAGCGCUUCUGUCGCAACUGCAGAAAGUCGGAGCGGGACCCCCCAAUGGAUCAUGAGGGGCCCCCAGAACGGCCCCCCAUUACUCCCACAGAGAGGGUCACAGCAUCCAUUUGUGAGCCCCCACCCCCCUACAGCGAGAUUAUCCUGAAGGCCGUCGUGGGUCUGCCUCCCGUGGAGCCACCCCCUCCCUACAGCUUCAGGCCUGAAGAACACGCCGGGGUGCGCAGCUGCAUCGACAGCCCCACCUUCUGAGCCACCUCCUGCCUGGAACCUUGUCAUCAGCCACCUGCUCCCCAGGGCCUCCUGGGUCAAGCCAGAGACUCGCCCCCGCCCGUCGUGCCAGACCUCGGGCCAUUCUUGGCUUUAACUUAUUGCUUUUCCUACCCCGGUUCCACGCCAGUUGCUUCUCUUGUCCCAAGGGCUGGUCUGGAGUGACAUGUCCACCCCUCCCUCACCCGCCAUUGCAAGGUAGAGGCUGCCUGGAGGAAAACGUGAACAGUUGGAGGUGCCCAGCGGUGGAACGAGGUGCUCUGAGAGUGGAGGGAGCUGCGCUCUGGCGGUUUGAGUGUGGACUGGACAGCCAGCUCUGAGAUGUUUUGGAGGGCGCUGAUGCACUCUGGGAGACAGGACUGCCUGAGCUCUACCUGGGCUCUGCCUUCCAUUCUACCUGACUAGAGAAGACCCCAUUGUACACUCCCCUCCCCUGCAACAUGAGUUCUCACUAAAUCUGA
Molecule: messenger RNA, 3541 nt
Organism: Delphinapterus leucas (beluga whale)
Lineage: Eukaryota; Metazoa; Chordata; Mammalia; Artiodactyla; Monodontidae
Gene: TMEM92
Product: transmembrane protein 92
Cellular component (GO): nucleoplasm
Source: RefSeq, a predicted model, not a curated record